Messenger RNA from Antrostomus carolinensis (chuck-will's-widow), 1030 nucleotides. RefSeq names its product nuclear pore complex protein Nup160-like. The annotation marks the transcript as partial. Gene Ontology annotation, molecular function: structural constituent of nuclear pore. The transcript has 9 exons. NCBI's taxonomy places the organism in Eukaryota, Metazoa, Chordata, Aves, Caprimulgiformes, Caprimulgidae. The record is from RefSeq and is a predicted model, not a curated record. Gene Ontology annotation, cellular component: nuclear pore.
GCAGCUGGACUGUCUACGCCAGCUAGUGGUGGUUCUCUGCGAGCGCUCCCAGCUCCAGGACCUGGUGAAAUUCCCCUACGUCAACCUCCACAACGAGGUCGUGGGGAUCAUUGAAUCACACGCCCGAGCUGUGGACCUGAUGACCCACAAUUACUACGAGCUGCUGUACGCUUUCCACAUCUACCGCAACAACUACCGCAAGGCUGGAACAGUGAUGUUUGAAUACGGCAUGAGGCUGGGCAGGGAGGUGCGGACGAUCCGAGGGCUCCAGAAACAAGGGAAUUGUUUCCUCGCUGCUAUUAACUGCUUACGGUUGAUCCGCCCGGAGUACGCCUGGAUAGUGCAGCCAGCUUCUGGGGCUGUGUACGAACGCCCCGGAGCAUCCCCGAAGAGGAACCACGAUGGGGAGUGCGCGGCUGUUCCAGCAACUCGACAAAUCGAGAUCCUGGAGCUGGAGGAUUUGGAGAAGGAGUGUGUGUUGGCCCGGAUCCGGCUGACUCUGGUGCAGCACGACCUGUCGACAGCGGCUGUGGCAGGCAACUCUACGCCUGAGGAAACGGUUGCUCUCCUGGUCCGGGCCGGCCUCUUUGACACGGCCAUCACCCUGUGCCAAACGUUCAAGCUGCCUUUGACCCCCGUCUUUGAGGGACUCACUUUCAAGUGCAUCAAGCUGCAGCUGGGAGGGGAGGCAGCGCAGGCAGAGGCCUGGGACUGGCUGGCAGCAAACCAGCUCUCCGCACUGGUUACCACCAAGGAGUCCAGUGCCACAGACGAAGCUUGGCGGUUGCUGUCGGCCUAUUUGGAGCGUUACCCGUCCCAGAACAGCCUGUACCAUCGCUGCGUCAUCAACAAGCUCUUGGCACACGGGAUACCUCUGCCCAACUGGCUCAUUAACAGCUACAAGAAGGUGGAUGCUGCCGAGCUGCUGCGUCUCUAUCUGAAUUACGAUCUCCUGGAGGAGGCUGUGGAUCUGGUGCUGGAGUACGUGGACGCUGUGCUGGGCAAAGGGCACCAGUAUUUUGGAAUCGAG